Cydia splendana is the source of this 1200-nucleotide messenger RNA. RefSeq names its product gastrula zinc finger protein XlCGF52.1-like. NCBI's taxonomy places the organism in Eukaryota, Metazoa, Arthropoda, Insecta, Lepidoptera, Tortricidae. The record is from RefSeq and is a predicted model, not a curated record. The coding region runs from base 28 to 1119 and encodes 363 amino acids. The transcript has 2 exons.
CUCAAGUUGAAGCGUUCGGAUGGACGGAUGGAUGUUGAAACGUGCAAUGAGAACGACAUCUCGCCACGAUCGGACCCGUUAGGUGGCGCAACUGGUGAGAAUACGGAGCCGGCAGCUGCUACGUCCCGUGACGAGAAGUUCAGCCCCUCGAGUCCCGCGAGCGACGUGUCCGACACCGGUGAGGCCCACUCCGGGGACGAAGCGUACACCAGCGACACUUCUAAAGAACAAGAAAAACAUAUCGGCCAACUGCGUUAUCCGUGCGAUUUAUGCGAUAAAGACUUCGUGAACAAGUCAGCUUUGAAGCGACAUCAGCGAGUAAUUCACGCAACAGAAAAAAUGUACACUUGUGAUAAAUGCAACAAAAAAUUUACUAAACAAAAGUAUUUAAAUAAACAUAAAUGCACUUACACUGGUGAGGACUUCGGUUGUAAUGUUUGUGGCAAGAAAUUCACGAAGGAAGGUUAUUUAAAUUUACACAAAGUAAGCCACAAAGGAGAGAAACCAUACAAAUGUGAAAAAUGUAACAGGAGGUUUGCACGCAAAUGUUUUUUGCAACAACAUGAAAAAACUCCAUGUGAAGAAACUUCAUUUACCUGCGAUGUGUGUAACAAGCAAUUUAAUAAAAAAGAGACGCUCAAAAAGCAUAUAUUAAGUCACACUGGAGUAAAACCAUAUGGUUGUAAUGAGUGUGAUAAAAGAUUUUCAGUAAAAUAUAAUUUGAACGCACAUAAGAGAAUGCAUACUGGAGACAAAUAUAGCUGUGAAGUUUGUGACAAACUAUUUCUUACUCAAAACAGCUUGUCAAGACAUAAAAUAACUCAUACAGGGCAAAAGUACGAAUGCACAAUAUGUAACAAACAAUUUACUCAGAACUAUACUCUAAAGGCACAUCAAAAAAUACACACUGGAGAAAAGGUGGCUAGAAAGCCUAAAACACGUUCCUACACUUGUAAAGAUUGUAACAAGUGUUUUUCGAAGGCGGAGUUAGACAGACAUGCGAGAAUACAUACUGGCGAGAGGCCUUUUGCCUGUGAAGCGUGUCAGAAGAAAUUUAAGCAAAAAUGUACAUUAUUGAGACAUAUGGAUACAGUAUGUGUGAAGCAUUUUACAUCAUAAAAUUAUUUUGAGAGAUAUGCAAAAAUUUACUUUUUGCCUUUGAAUUAUGUCCUAAGAAAUUAAAUACCUAAUAACUAAUAA